Anopheles coustani is the source of this 1185-nucleotide messenger RNA. RefSeq names its product ras-related protein Rab-8A (gene Rab8). Gene Ontology annotation, biological process: regulation of exocytosis; Golgi vesicle fusion to target membrane; protein secretion. The transcript is spliced from 6 exons. The record is from RefSeq and is a predicted model, not a curated record. The coding region runs from base 409 to 1035 and encodes 208 amino acids. Lineage: Eukaryota; Metazoa; Arthropoda; Insecta; Diptera; Culicidae. Gene Ontology annotation, molecular function: GTPase activity; GTP binding. Gene Ontology annotation, cellular component: endosome; trans-Golgi network transport vesicle; synaptic vesicle.
AGUCGUCGAAAAGACCGCAGCAAAAAUCUUGCAUUUGUGAUUGUCGGCGCUAUCUGGUGGCCGUGUGUAAUUAUUUUUUGUUCUGCGAAAAAUCAUAUCCCCUAGGUUGCGGGGCACCAAAUUCACAUACCGAACGCCAUCGCGACUCGCCCUCCUAGAGGCACCCCAGUGACUAUACAUUCUCGUGAUCCGUGUGACGGCAGUGCUAGAAGUCAAAGCACCACCUGAAAAUUGGUUCCGGAAGGCGUGAAAGUGUGGCUCCUCUCGAGCACUGUGUUUUAGAAAACAGAAACUUUCGCAGACUGCCCGAAGGGCAGCUCGUCGGUUUGCGGUCGUAUUUCGGAAGACGCAAAGAAUACUCAUAAUCGUGUAGACGAAAACUAGUUUAGCAAACACAGGGCUAGCAAAAUGGCAAAAACGUACGACUAUCUGUUCAAACUUUUGCUUAUCGGCGAUUCCGGCGUUGGCAAGACCUGCAUACUGUUCCGCUUUUCGGAGGAUGCCUUCAACACCACAUUCAUCAGUACGAUCGGAAUUGAUUUCAAGAUUAGGACAAUCGACUUGGAUGGUAAAAAAAUCAAGUUACAGAUAUGGGAUACUGCCGGACAGGAGCGUUUCCGUACGAUCACCACCGCCUACUAUCGGGGCGCGAUGGGUAUCAUGCUCGUAUACGACAUCACACAGGAGAAAUCGUUUGAAAACAUUAAAAAUUGGAUACGAAACAUCGAAGAAAACGCGGCUGCAGAUGUGGAAAAGAUGCUGCUUGGCAAUAAGUGCGAGCUAAACGAAAAAAGACAGGUAACACGCGUCCGCGGUGAACAGCUUGCGGUAGAGUACGGAAUCAAAUUCAUGGAAACGUCAGCAAAGGCAAGCAUCAAUGUCGAUGAUGCUUUCUUCACCCUAGCUCGAGAUAUCAAGUGCAAAAUGGAGAAAAGAAUGGAAGCAAAUAAUCCUCCUAAGGGUGGACAUCAACUCAAACCGCCCGGCGAACCUCGAAAGCCACCCAGUUGGUUAUCGAAGUGCAAUCUGUUUUGACCUUGUAAUAGUCCUAUUAAUAAUUAUUACUUUUUUAUAUAACACACUAAAUAAUAAUAAUUAUUAUUAUUUAAAAAUGUAUGUAAACGGAUAAUGUCUAGGGACAACUGAAGACCCACACGGCAACAAUAAACACGUCACACCUUGGAA